AAAAAAGUUUCGGCAUUAUUUAAAAGUGAUUUAAAAGAAAAUUUACAUAUAAAAACAGGAGAUUAAGUAUGUAUCGACUACUUAUACUAGCAUUUUUGGGUGCGUGCAGUGCUGCACCCUUAAGCUCACCAUGUACCUUAGAAGAAAUUCGUCAACCCAUGACAGAUUUCUAUAAUCUUGUGGAUAAAAUGCAAUCACCACAUAGCAAUAAAGAGAAAAAAUUAGAAGAAAUUCGAGCAAUAAUUAACCAAGUAGGCAAUCAUUAUAAUCACGUCAAUGCCACUUGUGGAGACGAGAAAAUUGUGGGCAUGGAGACAGUCAAAAGCUUUGGCAACGAUAUUGAAAAGAUUUAUGAUAUAAUGUUGAACCUUGAAUCCAAAGACUUGAACAAAGCGAAAGAUUUAUUUGAAAGCAUACAUUGCCGACACAUACUGCAUUUUUUUAUAACUCAAAUAGAAUUUUUGAUGGGAUGGCUUGAUGAAAUCAUAGAAGUCACAGAGCUAAUGAACGAUAUGAAAGUUGUCAAUAAAAUGCAUGCGGGCAUCGUUUAUACAUUGAAUGACACAAAUAUCGAUUAUGGUAAAUUGCUUGUACCAGUUUUGAAAGAACACUUGACUAAAAACGUAGAUAAUGCUGAUAAAGAAGUAUUCAAGAAUGCUAAACUGAAUUUACAAAAGUUAGUUGAAAGAACAGCUCAUCGUUAUUCUGAUGCACUUUCUGUAUUAAACGAGUUUGAUAGCAGAUUAGCAGAGGAAACAAUUCAAGAUAUUGUUAAACAUGUAUUCACUAAUAAUAUUUACUGCAAGUCAUAUGACAUUAUUGCUGAAGCACCUACACUUCGAUUGAAAGCUGUGGGAUUAAAAGCUCUGCACGAAAAAAUUAACUCUUUAAAUUUGCAAAAUAGUCUUGUAGCAGCAAAGCUUUAUGUUUUGGCUGAUAUUAUCAAAAGAAGUGAACAGAGUAAUGAGGAUAUUGAAAUUACUGAAAUUUUUAACAGUAUUUUAAAAAAUCAAACAAAAUUUAACAAAAAAUUAAUUAAAGGUUAUUCUUGUCGCACAUUAGAAGAAGUAGAAGCCUAUAUAUCAGAAGAAGACGUUGUUGCUGCAGCACAUAAUGGUCAUUUUGUAUUUCAAGAUACAGAAAUUUCAACGAACAUAGAUCGUACAUUCACAGCUAAAGAAAACGGAAAAUUAUUGAUGAUCAAUGUGGAAAUUUUGUUCGAGUUGAAAAAUAGAAAGUAUUCAGUUAUAUUAGAAAAUGAUGACUAUCCAGAAAAUAUCAGUCUACCAGGAACUAUUGUUUCAAAACAAGUAAUAGAUGACGUAGAACUUCCUUUCAAAGACAUUUGCAAAAUGAAUCCGACACCUGAAUAUUACACAUGUAUUUCGAUGUACCAAUUUUUAUCUUAUCCAUACGAUAAAGGUAUUGCUGAAAGAAAGGAAGGAUAUAAAAAAUUGAAAAAUACGAUUGAAUCUUGUAAUCUUGACUAAAUUAAAGUAAUAUUAAUGUGAGUGUAUAUAUAUAUUU
Molecule: messenger RNA, 1527 nt
Organism: Ctenocephalides felis (cat flea)
Lineage: Eukaryota; Metazoa; Arthropoda; Insecta; Siphonaptera; Pulicidae
Exons: 2
Coding region: 69-1490 (473 amino acids)
Source: RefSeq, a predicted model, not a curated record